Molecule: messenger RNA, 555 nt
Organism: Kalmanozyma brasiliensis GHG001
Lineage: Eukaryota; Fungi; Basidiomycota; Ustilaginomycetes; Ustilaginales
Exons: 1
Coding region: 1-555 (184 amino acids)
Source: RefSeq, a predicted model, not a curated record
AUGGAGCCAGCACUACCUCUUCCCCUGCGCCUGGACGUGUCCCAUGCCUCGGUACCCACAGAGCAUGCCGCAGUCUCAGACGCCAUCUCGCACUUCCUCACAUCCUACGCCGCCCGCACUGGCACAUGCAACGCCGCCUCCUCCUCCGCGGACGACACCGCGACCGGCUCCACCGGCGGUGUGGUCGCAGCGCAGCUCACGCGCCUCAUGAACGGUCUCGCCGGCAAGAUCGACUAUGACGCUUUCACGCUACUCACCUCCUCCGCAGCGGUCGUGGCCGAGGACGACGACGAGCCGAUGAACGAGGAAGAAGAGACCCCCGCCGAAGUGCUCGAUUCCAACCCCCCAGAUGGAGACACAGGCGAUGGCAUUGGCACAGAAAGCUUCUCCAAAGCGCAGGAGGUGGUUGACGGAAGCACACCAAACAUUGAUUCCAGCUUGAGGAGCGAUCCCAUGGACGAGAGCCCGCGUAAGAAGGACAAGAAGGAUAAGAAGGACAAGAAGGAGAGGAAGGAGAGGAAAGAGAAGAAGUUGAAGAAGGAGUCCACCGCAUAA